Symbiodinium necroappetens is the source of this 2430-nucleotide messenger RNA. Lineage: Eukaryota; Dinophyceae; Suessiales; Symbiodiniaceae. The record is from the annotation of a GenBank genome assembly.
AUGGCGGAUCCCUUGACUGGGCUGCUUCAAAAGAAGAAGCAGACUGAGGCUCAGGCUGCGUCGUCGACGGCAAAACCUGCAAAGGGCCUUUUUGACUUCGAUGUGGAGUCUACCUUGAGCCGCAAGCCAGCCUUUACAUCAGGCGGAGAGCCUGCAGAACCCACUAUCGGUGAGCGGAUCUUCCAGGCACUGGCAGCAGGCAGUAAUGUCGAUUUUCCCACAGUGACUGAGAUCUGCGAUCGAGUUGCAAAGGAACCUCGAGAGGUGCCCGAGGCCGUAAGGCUCCUCGCUGGUGCCUUUGCCGAGAAGGGUGGCCUGCCCAGAAGGAAGCUCAAGGCCCUCACCAUCAUGAACGAGCUCCUUUACGACAAAAGGGCGGAGGCUGAGCUUCGGCAAGUCCACGGCGUGCGCGACGCCUUGUGGACCCUACAGACAACCUCCAACAGUGGGCUUGGUCCGGAAGCAGAUGAGCAGAUCCGCAUGUUUGCCACAGAGGUGGAGAAAAAAUGCUUCGGAGCCUCUGGUGAUCCCUUUGCGGCGCCUGCAUUGGUACCAGAGGAUCCCUUCACGCUGCCAGUGGUAAAUUCCGUUCCUGCUCCGGCCCCACUGGGGCCACUUUCGCCGGCCAAAGACUCCAUGAAAGACGUGGGCUCUUCGAUGCUAGGCGCCUUGUGGCAGGUCGGUUCCCAGAUGACCUCAGCGGUCAAAGCCACCGCUCCGCGGGUCGAGAUCCCGAGAUUUGCCAUGAGGCCAGGGGCGUCUCGCCCCAACCUGGACGUCAGCUUUGAGGGUGUGCUGCCUGGCGAGAAGGUUCACUACGCAUUUAAUCCGUCAGUGUUGCUGAUCAACAAACCCUUUCGAGAGGUCCAGGGCCGACUGCUGAUCUCGAACUACCGGCUGAAGUUCCAAGUUCCCAAAGGGACGUGGAAGGACAACUUGGCAUGGAUCGGCGAGAAGCAGUUGCUUGACAUCCCUUUGGGGCUCAUAGAGGCGCUUGAGCUGGAGGCUCCCACCUCCCAGGCGGGAGCCCAGCAGUGGCGGUUGGUGGUGUCCACAAAGGACUUCCGCAGCAUCGUGGUUCUGCUUCCGACCGGGAAGGACUUGGGGGAGGCUGAAGAGGCCAUCCUCGCACUGUCCCAGCCAGGUCCAGCCUACACAUCUGCCCUCUUUGCCUUCCAGCAUGCCGCUUGUCUGCAAACUGGAAGACGAGAUGACGGCUGGAGUCUCUUUGAUCCCCGAAUUGAGUUCGAGAGGAUGGAAGUGGAAACGUCCCCUUCGUCUGCUUCGGGCUGCCCCUGGCUACUGAGUAGCGUCAAUAGCGCCUACAAGCUCUGCGACACGUAUCCUGCCUUCCUGGCGCUACCGCGCUGCAUCAAGGAAGAGGAGCUGCGCAACGUUGCAAGCUUUCGGAAACGAGGCCGUUUGCCGACGAUGAGUUGGUGUGGCGGGCGUACGCGCGGCUUCGCCUCAUUGUGGCGUUGCUCGCAGCCUACGGAGGGGCUCAUGGGCAACAACUGCCAGUCUGAUGAGAAGAUGCUAUAUGCCAUCAGGCUUGGUGCCACUGCUGGGCGCAACCGCGAGCUGCUGGUCCUGGAUCUGCGGCCCAGGAAAGCGGCCUAUGCCAACAAGGUUGGCGGCGGCGGUUUUGAGAGCUACAGCGGAUGUCGGCUAGUUUUCGGUGGCAUUGACAACGUUCAUGUUGUGCGUGAUGCCUGGAAGAAAAUGGGGCAGGCGGUGGCGAACCUCAGCAACGACGAGGUUGGGUCCUGGUAUCGCGACGUCGCAAACUCUGGCUGGUAUGAUCUGAUUGGCGCUAUCUUCAGCUGCGCGCUGAUGAUCGUCCACGAGAUAGAAAGCCAUCAUUGCAACGUGGUUAUCCAUUGUUCUGAUGGCUGGGACCGCACAGCGCAGGUUUCAUCUGUUGCAAUGCUGUGUAUGGACCCGUACUACCGCACGGUGCGUGGACUGCUGCUCUUGAUCCAGAAGGAGUUCUGCUCUUUCGGACACCGCUUCCGAACCCGGCUGGCCAAUGGAGAGAAGCCCACCAGUGAGUACAGCCCUGUCUUCCUCCAGUGGCUUGAAUGCGUCUAUCAGCUGCUCAUACAGUUUCCCACUGCCUUCGAGUUCACCUCCGACCUGCUUCUUUUUCUCGCGCGAGAAGUCUUGACGAACCGAUAUGGAACUUUCCUCACGGAUUGUGAAAGGGAGCGCGCGGAGCAGGUCCAGCCACACACGUUGUCGGCCUGGACGGCCAUCCUGGAUUCAGGACCGGCGGUUGAGUACAUCAACGACAGGUAUGAAGCUGUGGAUGGCUCGCUCAGGCCAAGUCCAACACAGGUCAACUUCAAGACCUGGGAGGACUACUGGUUCCGACACCGAGUCCACCCGAAAGAAGAGCUGGGAACUAGGCAGAAAAACGGCGGAGUGUAG